UGUGAUUGGUUGUAAUCGGCCUUAACGUCAGUGGUGUACAGACCCAACCUAAAUGGACAGAGUGUACUGGCGCGUCGACAGGUAGUCAUUCAAGUGCGUAUUCCCGUUAACUCUGUGUCAAGCGCGGUUAUCGACAUGGGAAACCCCAAGGUUUUCUUUGACAUCACUAUUGAUGGAGCAAACGCUGGAAGGAUUAUAAUGGAGCUCCGAGCGGAUGUGGUCCCCAAAACUGCAGAAAACUUCCGUGCUCUCUGCACCGGGGAGAAAGGCUUUGGUUACAAGGGCUCCACAUUUCACCGCCUCAUCCCUAAAUUCAUGUGCCAGGGGGGAGACUUCACUAAACACGAUGGAACUGGAGGCAAAUCCAUCUACGGGGAGAAGUUUGGUGACGAGAACUUCCAGUUGAAGCAUCAAGGCAUGGGCACCCUGUCCAUGGCUAACGCUGGGCCAAACACCAACGGGUCCCAGUUCUUCAUCUGCACCGACAGAACUGACUGGCUGAACGGGAAGCACGUGGUGUUUGGAAGUGUUGUGGAGGGCAUCGAUGUUGUCAAGGCAAUGGAGAAGCAAGGCACAAAGAGUGGCACUCCUAAGGUCAAGGUUGCCAUUGCAGACUCCGGUGAAUUAAAUUAGUGCGACAAGGCUCCUUAUGUUGCAUCCUUUAUCAUCCACAUCCCACUUAAUGUGAGGUGGUGAAUAUCUGCAGCAUCAGAGGAAAAACGCCCAAUUAAUUCCCUUUCUCUCCUAUGUUAUUUGUUGUGUAAUAUUUUGUACCUGCUUAUCUGUUCUAUAAGGACCACAUUUGUUAACUAAGUCUGGAUAAAAUGAUCCUAAUGGUGUAAAUAAAAAAAUAAAAAUGUAA
Molecule: messenger RNA, 862 nt
Organism: Eleginops maclovinus (Patagonian blennie)
Lineage: Eukaryota; Metazoa; Chordata; Actinopteri; Perciformes; Eleginopidae
Product: peptidyl-prolyl cis-trans isomerase-like
Exons: 5
Coding region: 136-633 (165 amino acids)
Biological process (GO): protein folding; protein peptidyl-prolyl isomerization
Cellular component (GO): intracellular membrane-bounded organelle
Molecular function (GO): peptidyl-prolyl cis-trans isomerase activity
Source: RefSeq, a predicted model, not a curated record